This is a messenger RNA of Hansenula anomala, 2166 nucleotides long. It is a transcript of the gene CAF130, whose product is annotated as CCR4-NOT core subunit CAF130. Bases 1 to 2166 code for a protein of 721 amino acids. Lineage: Eukaryota; Fungi; Ascomycota; Saccharomycetes; Phaffomycetales; Wickerhamomycetaceae. The record is from RefSeq and is a predicted model, not a curated record. The transcript is spliced from 2 exons.
AUGAUCAUAAGUCUCUAUUAUGAACAAGAUUCAAUCAUCCCAGUCUUUGAAUUAUCAACUAGUUUGUUCAAGAUCAUUGAAUCAACUUUAAGUAUAUUAAAUUGUAAAGAUGAGGUGAAACUAAGGAGCUUGAACAAUUCUGACUUGAAAGUUGAUUGGAGGUUGAGAUUGGGUGAAUGGACACCACAUGGUAUAAAUGAUUCAGAUUUAAGAUUAAUUUAUAUGAUAGAUUGUGUUUGUAUCUUUACAAUUUUCAAACUAUAUUUCAAUCAAAACAAGGAUUUAUUUUUACUGGGAUUAGAAAUUGAUAGAAGAAUAGAGUCUGACCCUGAUUUGAGUACACCCAAUAUUGUGAAACAAGUUAUUAGAGGCUCAAGUUCAAUUAGGUAUGUCCUUGCCGCCAUUCUUAAUGAUGACAUUGAAGACAGAUUUCAUGACUUGAACCAUGUAAAUAUAUUGAAUUUUUUAUCUCCAUUUGGAAGAAGAAAUGGUUCAGGUGCAUUGAAUGCUGAUGUUAGGUGGUAUGUCGGUGCUAUGUUGGCUUUAGGCUCAGAUUUAAAUGAAGUUGUUGAGACUCUCAUAGAUUUAGAACCGAAUGAUCGUUAUGAUGAAGAUAUACGAUACAUGUUUGAUUAUGAAUAUGAAGAUUUCCAUUAUGAAGAGAUUUUCCAAGACGAUGAAGAUGCACAGGAAGAGCAAGAAGAGCUGAGAAAUGGAGGCUCAAUUGUUUAUGAAGAUGAAGAUGGCCAUUUACAUAGAGUUGUUAGGAAAAGAUGUACUUGUGUCUUUCUCGAAGAGCCAGAAGAUGAUGAUGAUGAUGAGGCUAAAGAAUUGGACGAAAUCCAAAAGUACAAGGAUGAACAAAUUAAGAAUUUUUCCAAAGAAAAUGUUCCGACAGCGGUUAGAUCCGAUGAGAAUAUUGAAUUUGAUGAAAUGGGUCGUGAUUGGAGAGAUAUUCCAAGAGGUGGUAACAUUUUUUUCAACACUGAUAUUAAACUAGACGAUACCACUUGUUUGGAUUGGGAGGAACUGCUACAAGUAUUUGAUAGAAUGUCCAAAGAACCCAUCUCUCAUGAAUUGGCUCAAAAAGUUAUUUUCACAAUUGCAAGAGCUGUCAAAUUAGAAUUUGAACAAGAUAUUAAUAGAAGUGUAACCGGUGGUUCAAAAGAUCAGGAAACUUCAGAUGUUAGAAUUAUUACACCAGAUAAGAUUUAUGAAAAAUGGAGCUAUGAUUGGAUUUUUGAACCUAUGUUGAUAUACAACCCAGCUGCUGCUUAUGCAAUGCUUGAUGAAAUGUUAAUGGCGCAUGGUUACAGAAGGGUUAUAAUUUGGUUUAUUACCCAUUUAUCACUUUCUUUCCAAUUGAUUAAUUAUAUUUUUGAAUUGUUGAUUGGCAUUCGGGGUGAAAAGCAACAAAAAGAUAAAACUGGGGCCAAUAAUUAUAUUUUUAGUAGACAAGGCCCUUUGGAAUUGUCAGAGAUCGAAAAAUCAAUGUUGUUGCAUGAGUUUUUAAACAAUUGUUUGAUUCCAUUAUCUAAAAACACACAUCAUGAGAGUGGAAGGUUGGAAGAAAGUCAAUAUAUUCAAAAUUUAUCAGAGUUUGAGAAAAAUGUGAAGAUUGUCAAGUUGAUUUGUCUUUUAAUCAACAGAUUAACCUCACAGGGAACCAUUGACCUAGAGGAGUAUAGGAUUGAACUCACAGCCUUAUUUAUUAAUUGGAUAGGCGUUGUACCUGAGGCCCGUGAACUCUUUUUUUAUAUGAAUAAAAAUCAUCAGUUGGAAAGUCAAGGAAUCGGUGCUGAUAAAGAAUUGGUAGAACCUGAGGAUAGAGAUGAACUAGUUUUGAAACCAGCAACGAAGAAAACAAAAAAAUUUAACCCAGAUUUGAAAGUACUUUUGGGAAAUGUGUUGAAAAAAAUUGCAGAUAAUAACAAGACAGGGAAUUUAUUAUUCCAACCUUUUUUUGAGCUGAUUGAUCAUGAUUCUGAUGCUCCCCAAGAUGAUGAGGCUGGAGAGCUUUCAAAAGAUUCCAAAGACGAUAUCAAAAAUUUCCUAGAUAAAAAUCAAAAUACGAAUAGCACUUAUGUCAAAGGAACUUUAACUCCAAUGAUCAGAAAUGAAGAACUGGAGCACGAAAAGAUUGAACAAGCAAUCUUGCAGAGAUAG